AUGGGAUGUGUUAUUGCGGCUACGCCCGCCCCCUCCACCUUGCAUCAGCCAAUCAGAACACUCCUGGGCCAAACGAGCUCCCAUCGCCGCAUCGUCCCCGCCCAGUUACGUCACCAGGCGCAUCUUCUGGUGUCUAGCCGAUUUUCGAGGACUCAGACCCAGACAGAGAAGCGGCACAAGCGGAGGCGCACGGACAGCCAGAAAUCUGCAGCAGCAACAACAACAACACAGAGAACCCGGGGAGGGGCUUCUUGCCCCAAACCCCACGCACUACAGGAGACGCCAAGGCAGGAGAAGAUGCCCAGCUCGUUGUUCGCCACAGACAGCGAGAGCCACCACCAUCAUCACCACCACCACAACCACCAUCACCACCACCAGGGAGAGACUCUGGAUGACCAGCGGGCUCUGCAGAUCGCCCUGGACCAGCUCUCCUUGCUCGCCCUGGACAACGACGAUCUGUACGACAACAGCGAGCCACGCAAGAAGAGCGUCAACAUGACCGAGUGUGUGCCAGUGCCCAGCUCCGAGCAUGUGGCAGAGAUCGUGGGCAGACAAGGUUGCAAGAUCAAAGCUCUGCGCGCCAAAACCAACACGUACAUCAAGACCCCGGUGAGAGGAGAGGAGCCGGUGUUUGUAGUGACCGGUCGCAGGGAGGACGUGGCAAUGGCCAGGAGGGAGAUCAUCUCAGCCGCAGAACACUUCUCCAUGAUCCGAGCAUCACGCAACAAAAACACCAGUGUGAGUGGCAGCGGCACCCCCAUCCCAGGCCCCCCCAACCUGCCGGGCCAAACCACCAUCCAAGUCCGCGUGCCUUACCGCGUAGUGGGGCUGGUGGUCGGGCCUAAAGGAGCGACCAUUAAGCGCAUCCAACAGCAGACGCACACCUACAUAGUGACCCCGAGCAGAGACAAAGAGCCGGUGUUUGAAGUGACCGGAAUGCCCGAGAACGUGGACCGCGCCCGAGAGGAGAUAGAAGCACACAUCGCCAUGAGAACUGGGGGCGUGAUCGAGCUGCAGGACGAUAACGACUUCCACGCCAACGGCACGGACGUGGGGUUCGACCUGCUCAACCACGCGUCCUUGUGGUCCAAGCCCGGCGCCACCACCAUGACGCCAAGCUCAACGCGCAAACCCUUCUCGAACUACCGCAAUGACUCGUCCUCCUCCCUGGGAAGUGCCUCCACAGACUCCUACUUUGGCAACUCCCGCAUGGCCGACUACAGUCCCCCCAGCCCGGCGCUAAGCUACACGGCUAACAACAACAACAACAACGGCAACAAUAACAACAACAACAUCAACAACGCCAAUGGGUUUGUGUACAGCAGUGAGGCCAUCUCCCCAGACUCUGCCAGUGUGGGGUUUGACUCGUCGCCAGCCUUUGACCCCACUCCGGCCCCGCCAGGACUGAUGUGGUCUCAGUACGACCGAGGCAUGACCCCCACAUCCACCGGAGGCAGCUCCCCUACCUCCACGUCAGCCAGAUUCUCUGCCAAUAACAACAACAACAACGGGAGGAGGGUGAGCAGCAGCGGAACGCCUCAACCCAGACUCUCCCCGCCACUUCACAACCACACCGCCACCCUUAGCGAGCACCCGCACGCCAGACGGGUGCGCAGCGAUCCGGGCGGCGGUUCCCUCGGCUUCCCCGCCUCCUUUUCCAGCACCAUGGCCUCGCUGCCCGGGCCGCACCUCCCGGGGAUCCCCUGCGAUUCGUCUGCCUCAUCAUCAGCCUCCUCAACCUCGUCCACGUCCUCUGGCACGAGCCGAAAGGGCAGCCGCGACUGCUCUGUGUGCUUCGAGAGCGAGGUGAUUGCUGCGCUGGUGCCGUGCGGCCACAACCUGUUCUGUAUGGAGUGUGCCAACCGCAUCUGUGAGAGGAGCGAGCCGCGCUGCCCGGUCUGCCACGCUGCCGUCACUCAGGCCAUUCGUAUAUUUUCAUAA
Messenger RNA from Knipowitschia caucasica, 1941 nucleotides. Lineage: Eukaryota; Metazoa; Chordata; Actinopteri; Gobiiformes; Gobiidae. The record is from the annotation of a GenBank genome assembly.